CCGGGAAAAGCGUAAACAAUCAACAAUACAAUAACCCACCGAAACAGUAGAUAUAUUUUCCAAUUUUGAUCAUGCCAUCAGACUAUACCGAUUUUCGCGACCCAAGCCGUCCAGUUCAGCGCAAAGGUUCGCUGAUGAAUUUCCGUACGAAGGAGUUCACCGAAAUUCCACCAAAAGAUGUGUUUGGCAAAUGUCGCUAUGUAUCUUCGUUUCAAAAAUGCAACCGUGUCGGUGAAGGGACUUAUGGGAUUGUUUUUCGUGCUCGUGAUACGGUUUCAAACGAAACAGUCGCUCUCAAGAAAGUACGCAUUGAUCAGGACAUAUUCAAAGAUGGAUUCCCGGUCAGUGGACUACGCGAGAUACAGAUUCUAAAAAACUGCAAACAUGAAAAUGUAGUUCAGUUGAAAGAGGUCGUAGUGGGGAACAGUUUGGAGAGUAUUUUUCUAGUGAUGGAAUUCUGCGAACAGGAUUUAGCUUCGCUGCUGGAUAAUAUGGACUCGCCGUUCACCGAAUCACAAGUGAAAUGUAUUAUUAUACAGCUUCUAAAAGGAUUGAAAUAUCUACAUUCAAACUACAUCAUACACCGGGACCUGAAGGUUUCGAAUUUGCUGCUCACCGACAAGGGCUGCCUGAAAAUAGCAGACUUUGGUUUAGCCCGAUAUGUCAGCGACUCGGACAAACCGAUGACUCCCGGACUGGUAACGUUAUGGUAUCGACCCCCGGAGCUGUUAUUCGGUGCCAAAACGCAAACCACCGCCGUGGAUAUGUGGGCAACGGGAUGCAUUCUUGGAGAGCUGUUAAUACAUAAGCCCCUGCUGCCAGGAUUGAGUGAAAUUUCUCAGAUUGAGCUGAUCAUCAACCUCCUUGGUACCCCAACGGAAAGCAUUUGGCCAGACUACGCCAAGCUGCCAAUGGUUCAAAAUUUCACCCUCAAAAUGCAGCCGUACAAUAAUUUGAAGAGUAAAUUUCCGUUCCUCUCUUCGGCCGGGUUCCGCUUGUUAAACUACCUUUUCAUGUACAACCCGAAGAAUCGUGCCACCGCAGAUGAAUGCCUUUCGAGCACCUACUUCAAGGAGGCGCCCUUGCCUUGUGACCCAAAGUUAAUGCCCACGUUCCCGCAUCAUCGAGAUCUCAAGAAAACAUCGGUAGGAAAUACGGGUGAUCAUAGCAAACGCACCAGCAGCUCCACGCACAGCCGUGCCUCAAUCGAUGGAGGACAUGUGCCCACUAUUUCGGAUUUACUUGGUUCACUCAUAAAAAAACGGCGUGUCGAUUAACAGAAUUAAUAUAAUCGUAAACUAAAUGCUUUACUUUAUUCUUCCACCAAGGGCAAUUUGGCUCGACGAAAUAAACACUCCUUCACUACAGAUAUUCACGAUCCAUGGGUGUUUUCUUAGCACGCUUAUCACGAGCC
Molecule: messenger RNA, 1414 nt
Organism: Anopheles coustani
Lineage: Eukaryota; Metazoa; Arthropoda; Insecta; Diptera; Culicidae
Gene: Cdc10
Product: cyclin-dependent kinase 10
Exons: 5
Coding region: 72-1277 (401 amino acids)
Biological process (GO): protein phosphorylation; regulation of mitotic cell cycle
Cellular component (GO): nucleus
Molecular function (GO): ATP binding; cyclin-dependent protein serine/threonine kinase activity
Source: RefSeq, a predicted model, not a curated record